This is a messenger RNA of Conger conger (European conger), 2974 nucleotides long. RefSeq names its product periphilin-1-like. The record is from RefSeq and is a predicted model, not a curated record. The coding region runs from base 1039 to 2178 and encodes 379 amino acids. The transcript has 11 exons. NCBI's taxonomy places the organism in Eukaryota, Metazoa, Chordata, Actinopteri, Anguilliformes, Congridae. Gene Ontology annotation, cellular component: nucleoplasm. Gene Ontology annotation, biological process: negative regulation of DNA-templated transcription; protein localization to heterochromatin; negative regulation of gene expression, epigenetic.
UUAUUGUCCUUCGAUGAACUAGUGGGCUAAUACUUCCCGGAAAUGACGACACAAAAAGGAAACAUUGAUGGUCGAGGAUAUCACGUUGUGUUGCUAAAGAUGGACGAAUAGCCAGCUAGCCCCAAAACAUUUAAUGUAUAUUUGAAUCGAAGGCUAACUAGGCUUUUUGAUUUCUAGUUUGCCAUAUAUGAAUAAUAUACAUGUGGUCGACUAAAGAGGUGUAAUGGUCUAUUGCGAUUAACGAGUCUGGUUUCCGAUUUCCAACUACCAGUACUUCCUGAAGAUAUCAAAGAAUGACGUACAGAAGGGACAGGAGCAUCAGAGCGGCUUACGACGAGCAAUUCCAUCCGGAGAGGGAGUUUUCUUUGUAUAGCACUGUUUGCAGACCGUCAUAAAGACUCGUUGCAGAUGAAAAGGGGAAACAUCACACCUGACCGACCAAACAGCAGGCACAUGCAGUGAAAACCCUCAAACAGUGGCCAGAAACUCCACCAUGGGAAGCAGUCUCUGUGUUACUCUCCCCUGUGAUCCUACAGAAGCACAUUAGGAUUUUAAAAUGUUUCUUUUGUUGCUUGAAGAUGACUCCUUGCGUGUCUCCUGUGCAGAUGACUCGCUACAUUCCAUUACUUUAAUAGCAUUUGGCAGACGCUCUUAUCCAGAGCGACGUACAGUUGAUUAGACUAAGCAGGAGACAAUCCUCCCCUGGAGCAAUGCAGGGUUAAGGGCCUUGCUCAAGGGCCCAACAGCUGUGUGGAUCUUAUUGUGGCUACACCGGGAUUAGAACCACGGACCUUGCGGGUCUCAGUCAUGUACCUUAACCACUACGCUACAGGCCGCUCUCCUUGCGUGUCUGCCCUGCAGAUGACUCCACGCGUGUCUCCUCUGCGGAUGACUCCACGCGUGUCUCCUCUGCGGAUGACUCCACGCGUGUCUCCUCUGCGGAUGACUCCACGCGUGUCUCCUCUGCAGAUGACUCCACGCGUGUCUCCUCUGUGGAUGAUGUUAGUUUGAAAGUGUGCAGAUGCCGUUAGUGUGACGAUGACUCUUUGUGUGUGCCCUGUGCAGAUACCGUACACGCGUGUGGCGAAUAUGGGCGAGAGGAGAGGGGAGUUUAACAGACCGGAGGAGGACUACCAUAGAGACUUUGACUACGACGGUCCGCGUUACUAUCCCAAUGGAGGGCCUCGCAAUUACCACGGCGACGAGCACAGGGGUUACCACGACAACUCCCAGUUUGGGAACGUACGCAGGAACGGUCCCCCCUCUCGAAGAGAGGAGGGGUACCACUAUUACCGGGGGGCCAGGGAGGAUGUGCAGGGGGGCCGGCCAGAGUUCAGGCCCUCAGCCCGCGCGGGCCCCUCAGGCAGCGCACGCGCGCAGGGCUUCGGCCCCGGGCCCCGCAGCCUGGCCGCCGUGGUCCCCGAGGCGGCCGAUGACAGUCUCAUGCAGGCCAUUCUCAACCUGGACCGCGGGGACGAGCGGGAGCAGUUCCGGCGGAAGGGCUCGUUCCCCCCCCAGCGGGACCGCUCCCCUCUGAGGCGGGACGUGCCCCCCUCCCCCCACAGCCGCUCCGGCUCCAGCGUCAGCAACCGCAGCUUCUCCCCCGAGAAGAAGGGCCUGUCGCUGCCCAAACUGCACAAGAGUGGUAAAGAGAGGGCUCCAGGUCAGCCUGUGACUUCCUCCAGAGACGGGUCUCCCCAGAGCUCUGUGUCCGUCUCAAAGGUGAGCGUGGAGAAGCCCAGCCGCCCUGUGGAGCCCCCCCUGCCAGACCCCCCCCUGCCGGAGCCCCAGAGGGAGAAGGCCGGGGAGACGCAGGAGAGGCCCAGCGAGGAGUCCGAGACGCCCGCACUGUUUGAGGAGAUCCCGGGGUUGGAGGGGGACCAGGAGGAGCUCCCGCCCAGUAAAGACGACGCGGCCAAGGCCCUGGACACCCUGCAGGAGCGCCGCUCCAAGGCCAUCGCUGCCAAGGCCCGGGAGAUCGAGCAGGUGUUCCGGCAGGACUGCGAGACCUUCGGGAUGGUGGUGAAGAUGCUGGUGGCGAAGGACCCCGCGCUGGAGGGCCAGCUGCAGACCCCCCUGCGGGAGAACCUGGGGGAGAUCCAGCAGCGCUGCCUGGAGGACCUCCGGCACUUCAUCUCCGAGCUGGACGAGGUUCUGCAGCCCGAGCGCUCCGGCUGAGGGCCCCCUGCGGGGCCCCGGGGGGCCGACACCCCCAGCUCAGCUCCACUGCAGGAUCAGGGACCUGUGUGGCCCUCAGCCUGGCCCUGCAGUCUGGGCGGGGGAGCGGACGCACACAUGACCCGGUGAGGUCACCUGCUCUACACGCCCACUCUGCUGGACAACAAGCGUCUCUCAUUUCAUCUCCACCGUGCGUGCCCACCUUCACCCUCUCCCCCGCGUGUCCCCCGCGUGUCCCCCGCGUGUCCCCCGCGUGUCCCCCACGUGUUCCCCGCGUGUCCCCCGCGUGUCUCCCGCACAACACACAACUCUCAAACUGCAAACUGCUCCUGGAGCCCUGGUGAGAUACGGAAGCAGAGAAUCAGGACUUCUGCCAGGCUCCAGCUUAGGGUGAAUCAGCGUACCUGUCUGUUACUCAUGCUCCUCAACCCUGGACCUGGAGAUCUACUGCGUCUGCUUGGGCUCUCAGCCCUACCUGGAGAUCCAUCAGGUGACGUGAGUUAAUUAUCCAAUUAACUGCCUACAUUAGUCAAUAAAAGCAACACAUUGUCUUGAUUAAGCGCAGAGUUGCAGCUAUGACCAGCAGACCCCACUAUGACCAGCAGACCCCGUGGCCCUCCAGGGCUGCAGUUGAAGACAGAAGCGUAGUGGGGGCCCAAAGUAUGACGGGGGGGGGAGGGGGGUGAAAGGAAGAAAGUGUUAAAGCAUUUUAUUCUUUCAUGUAUUGUAAUCCAAACCCACCAUUUCAGUUUAACCCUACUUUGAAAAACUGCUAUCCAAUAUUCUUCCACACAGU